Molecule: messenger RNA, 2907 nt
Organism: Ruditapes philippinarum (Manila clam)
Lineage: Eukaryota; Metazoa; Mollusca; Bivalvia; Venerida; Veneridae
Exons: 6
Coding region: 552-1514 (320 amino acids)
Molecular function (GO): protein binding
Source: RefSeq, a predicted model, not a curated record
AAUUCAACAUUUAACAAAAUAUACCGGUGUGCGUGGGUAUCAUUGUUCAAGUUUAAACAAAUAUUUGAAAGAAGGAUAUUUAUCUAGCGAGAUAAAAAUGUAAAAUGCUAUCAUAGUUGAAUGAGUAACACUUGCAAGUAUGACUGUAUGUAUGAUAAAAGCAAGAUAAUUUCGUAUGUAUGUGUUAAUUAGAGCAAUAUUAACGAUGUGAAAUGAUUUAAUAACGGAUGUUGUUAACGAAAUGCUAUACAUGUGUAGGCCUAUAAGCUAAUAAUGUUGUGGUUUGUGUGUGUGUGACAUUUUAGUGACAUUUGAGGGCUACUCGCGCGAGAAGUUUAUUUACACACUGUUUGUGACACAUAACUAUAAAUACUAACGCAUCAUUUGUGUAUACACGAAUGGGAGCAUAGGUAUUGCAAAAUACUUACACGCGCGUGAAUUGUAAUCAUAUUAAGAGCAUAAUUAUAACUUGUAUAAUUUAGUACAAAGAACAGAAACUGGAUAUUACUGAUUUCUCGGGGGUCAGAAUUUUGACAGUAUGGGGGUGCUUAAUGAUAGCAGGAUUACACCGUCAGGUUGUGGCUGACGGUUCUGUUGUAUAUAAUAUGGAGAAAAAUUGUGGGAGACUCAUUAUUUUGGCCAACUAUGGAAUUCCAAGUGCGGAAGUUGGGUUUUCGAGAAGUCCUACAUUUUUCGGAAGCCGAUCAUGUAAUCUUGGAAUAAGCAGCGGAAACUGGUGGGCAGGUUCAGUCACGUGGAAUAAAAUUAUAUUCCAAAUACUAGAAUUUAAGAAUGAAGGUGAAUCGUGUGUUGAAUUUAGACAAAGUACUGAUAAAGUCAAUUGGGAGAAAUCAAACAAGCCAAUUUCAGGACUCAAUAGUGAAUACUGUGGGAGCAACAGACCACCUAUAAAUCAGUCGUUUACUACAGAAAAAUAUAAUUCAUUGGUCAUUAAAUUUGAUGCUGCAAAUUAUUUAGAUGAUUCAUAUAUUUCCUUCAAACUUUUUCUCAACGUGCUUCAUUCGGAUGGUUCUUGCAAUGAUUAUGAAUGUGAUAACGGUAAUUGUAUUCCGACGGAACUAAAGUGUAAUGGGUAUAACCCAUGUGGCGAUAAAUCAGAUUGCCGACCCGACGACGGGCUUCCUAUAAAGACCAUAAUAUUUAUUGUGAUCGGCGUGGUUGCUGGGUUGGUACUGCUGGUACUCGUUGUAAAGUAUAUAAGAUGUAGUAAAGUGUGCAAAGAAAAUGAUACUGAAUCCGUCGUCGGCGGCGUCGUCGGAGAAGAAGAAGAAGAAGAAGCGACUGCUGCAUUACGGGAGAGAGACCGGGAGAGGGUCGGAGAGAGGGCGGACGAUGAACCGCCCAGAUAUAGUGCUGUUGUAGGACCUAGUGCCCCACCGUUACUGCCUCACACAGACGAAAUAAAUGGUAUAAUAGACGAAGAAGACAUACACCCGGACACUGUUUUAGCGCCUCCAUCUUAUGAAGAAGCCACUCGAGAAGAGAGUAAAUAAGUUAUCUCACCAUUAAUUUAAAUAGAAUUGAGUCAAAGAUUUGAAAUAAGUCCUCAAAUGAAUAUGUCUUUAUUACAACAGAAUGUAAAAGAUUUACUAUGCUUAAAUUUGAUAUUUGAAAAUAUUAAAAAUUGCUACAGAGUUUUUUUUUGUUAAUAAUUCAAUUUAAACAUGUUUUGACUUCACAUAAAGUAGAUAUGUUAUGUUUUAAAUUCUACACACUAUGGGUGGACACUCUAUGUAUACAUUUGUAUAUAGUGUCAUUAAAAAAGCUGACAGUUUUUUAAGAAAGGACCUGUUUUACUUGACCUAAUUCCUAUACAUAGUUUAUAGGUUCUUUUAUGUAAGUAAGUCUUAUUUAAUAAGCAUUUUACAGAUUUCAAUAAAUUUCUGCAAAAAAAAUGUUUUAUUCAAAAAUGACAUAGUGUAUCUUUAAACUUUGUAGACCAUAUAAUGCAAAUUCUAAUUAUUAUGUUUAUUAUAUUUGAGAGAUUUCUUCAGCAGUCUUGAGUUUUUUUUAAAAAAAAACCCGGCUCUACAUCUUAUUUUGCAAUGCUAUGAUAAAAAUACAUCAUACAACAAACUGUAUGUCACUUAUUGAACACACAUUUCUACAUUUUUAUUUUGUAUUCAUUUGUUUGUUAUGCAUGAUUCAUGUGUUUUAUUGUUAAUUCUUACAGUGUUUAUUGAAUUAGUCAUUUUAAUCAUUUUAAAUACUUACGAGGUUUCGUCAUUUUUUACAUUUUCAUGCAGAAGCAUUUUUAUAAAACAUUUUACCAUUUUUUCAAUUUUGUACUACAUGUACGUUGUACUUUGUAUUAUUUUCAUUUGUUAAAUCAAACUCCAUAUAAGCCGCGUCACGACAAAACCAACAUUGUGCGUUUGCGACCAGCAUGGAUCCAGACCAGCCUGCUCAUACGCGCAGUCUGAUCAGGAUCCAUGCUGUUCGCUAUCAGUUUCUCUACUUGUAAUAGGGUUGGUAAGCGAACAGAAUGGAUCCUGAUCAGACUGCGCGGAUGCGCAGGCUGGUCUGGAUCCAUGCUGCUCGCAAACCCAGUAUGUUGGUUUUGUCGUGACGCGGCUCAUAUAUAGUGUCGCAAUGUCAUCUACAGAGUGUAUUUCGUUAUAAUAAUGGAACAGAAUAUAGAUCAUUUUAUUUGUAUAUAAAUUAACAUACAUAAUGGUUAUGUUUUGAACACCGGAUAUAGAAGUAUAUGAAGAGAAAUAUUUAGUGAAAACCUAGAAAAACCAACUGUUAGAUAUCCUUAAUAUGAUGGUUAUUUAGCAAAAUGACUUUGCUAUUAUAAUUCAUAAUGAAUCUAGCUUUUCAUUUGUAUAAAAAAAGAAAUUUCAAGUCAAGCACAAACUACGAAAAAAGUGCAAUCUUUCAUAC